AUGGAUUUGCCCUUAGGCUAUUAUGGAAAGGGGGAGACCUUGCAUCACAGUGGGAAAUUGGUUUGCAAGCUUCAAAAGUCUAUAUAUGGAUUUAAACAAGCUUCGCGACAAUGGUAUUCUAAAUUUUCUCAUUCGCUGCUUCAAUUUGGUUUCACUCAAUCCAAGGCAGAUUAUUCAUUGUUUACAAAAGGCACCGGUUCUUCUUUUCUUGCCUUGUUAGUGUAUGUUGAUGAUAUCAUCAUCACCGGUCCUUCUAAGUCCAACAUAGACUCUUUAAAACAGUUUCUCCAUAGUCAAUUCAAAUUGAAAGACCUUGGUUCAUUAAGAUACUUUCUUGGACUUGAAAUUGCUUGGUCUUCCACAGGUAUUGUCCUUUCUCAAUGCCAUUACACCUCGACUGGUUUUCUUGCUUGUAAUCCUGCGUCCGUUCCUAUGGAUCCUUGCACUCGCCUCACGGCCACAGAUGGACCUGAGUUACCUGAUGCAUCUUCCUAUCGCCGACUUAUCAGACGCUUACUGUAUCUUACCUUGUCUCGGCCAGAUAUCACGUUUGCUGUCCAUAAGCUGAGUCAGUUUCUUGCUCAGCCUCGUGUUCCUCAUCUUCAUGCUGCUCAUCAUCUUCUUCGGUAUCUUAAAACUAGUCCUGGUCAGGGUUUAUUCUUUUCUGCUUCCUCAUUGUUACAGCUUAAGGGUUUUUCUGAUGCAGAUUGGGGAUCCUGUGUUGAGACCAGGUGCUCUGUCACUGGUUAUUGUGUCUUCUUAGGAGAUUCUCUUGUAUCUUGGAAAGCUAAGCGGCAGCCCACUAUUUCUCGGUCCUCGGCUGAAGCUGAGUAUCGUGCCAUGGCUGCUGCCACUAGCGAAUUGGUAUGGUUGAAACAAUUGCUGCAGGACUUUGGUGUUUCUUUGCAUGCUCCUAUGUUGUUAUUUUGUGACAAUCAAGCCGCUGUUCACAUUGCUUCGAAUCCAACUUUUCAUGAGCGGACCAAGCAUAUUGAAAUUGAUUGCCAUUUUGUUCGUGACAAGGUCACUGAUGGCUUCAUCAAGCUCAUGCAUGUUCGUUCUAAUCUUCAGCUUGCUGAUAUCUUCACAAAACCAUUGCCCUCUGCUCUUUUGUUUUCUCAUUUAUCCAAGAUGGCUGUAAAAGAUAUUCAUUGUCCAUCUUGA
This is a messenger RNA of Morus notabilis, 1164 nucleotides long. RefSeq lists its product as uncharacterized. The coding region runs from base 1 to 1164 and encodes 387 amino acids. The record is from RefSeq and is a predicted model, not a curated record. The transcript has a single exon. NCBI's taxonomy places the organism in Eukaryota, Viridiplantae, Streptophyta, Magnoliopsida, Rosales, Moraceae.